This is a messenger RNA of Cyprinodon variegatus (sheepshead minnow), 2085 nucleotides long. RefSeq names its product tubulin beta-1 chain-like. The record is from RefSeq and is a predicted model, not a curated record. Gene Ontology annotation, molecular function: structural constituent of cytoskeleton; GTPase activity; GTP binding. NCBI's taxonomy places the organism in Eukaryota, Metazoa, Chordata, Actinopteri, Cyprinodontiformes, Cyprinodontidae. The transcript has 7 exons. Gene Ontology annotation, biological process: mitotic cell cycle; microtubule cytoskeleton organization. Gene Ontology annotation, cellular component: microtubule; cytoplasm. Bases 105 to 1442 code for a protein of 445 amino acids.
GAUAUAUAAACCGUUGAGCAACGUUUCUUAAUCCUCAACGGGAGCACUACGCAGUAGGCAAAACUUUCAUCGUGAGCUACCAGAACGCAUUUAUUUCCAUAAAAAUGAGGGAAAUUGUCCAUCUUCAAGCUGGCCAAUGCGGCAAUCAGAUUGGAGCAAAGUUUUGGGAGGUGAUAAGCGACGAACACGGCAUUGACCCAACCGGAGCAUACCAUGGAGACAGUGACUUGCAGUUAGAACGAAUUAAUGUGUAUUACAACGAGGCGGCAGGUGGAAAGUAUGUCCCCCGCGCUGUGCUGGUGGACCUUGAGCCAGGCACGAUGGACUCUGUCCGGUCUGGUCCCUAUGGACAGGUGUUUAGACCUGAUAAUUUUGUUUUUGGCCAGAGUGGUGCUGGUAAUAACUGGGCUAAAGGCCACUACACUGAAGGAGCUGAGCUGGUGGACUCAGUCAUGGAUGUGGUGAGGAAAGAGUCGGAGAGCUGCGACUGCCUGCAGGGCUUCCAGCUGACUCACUCCCUCGGAGGAGGCACUGGAUCUGGCAUGGGAACGCUUCUAAUCAGCAAGAUCAGAGAGGAGUACCCAGACCGCAUCAUGAACACUUUCAGCGUUGUGCCAUCGCCUAAGGUUUCAGACACUGUGGUGGAGCCCUAUAAUGCCACCCUGUCUGUCCACCAGCUGGUUGAGAACACUGAUGAGACCUACUGCAUUGACAACGAGGCCCUGUAUGACAUCUGCUUCCGUACAUUGAAGCUCACCACACCCACCUACGGUGAUCUGAACCACCUGGUUUCAGCCACCAUGAGCGGCGUAACCACCUGCCUGCGCUUCCCUGGCCAGCUUAACGCCGAUCUGAGGAAACUCGCUGUCAACAUGGUGCCGUUCCCCAGGUUACACUUCUUCAUGCCAGGCUUUGCCCCCCUGACGAGCCGUGGCAGCCAGCAGUACAGGGCUGUGACGGUUCCCGAGCUCACCUUGCAGAUGUUCGAUGCCAAAAACAUGAUGGCAGCCUGUGAUCCACGGCACGGCCGUUACCUCACAGUCGCUGCCAUCUUCCGAGGCCGCAUGUCCAUGAAGGAAGUGGAUGAGCAGAUGCUGAACGUGCAAAACAAGAACAGCAGCUACUUUGUAGAGUGGAUCCCCAACAACGUUAAGACGGCAGUCUGUGACAUCCCGCCACGCGGCCUCAAGAUGGCUGCCACUUUCAUUGGGAACAGCACAGCCAUUCAGGAGCUGUUCAAGCGCAUCUCAGAGCAGUUUACUGCCAUGUUCCGCCGCAAGGCUUUUCUUCACUGGUACACCGGUGAGGGCAUGGACGAGAUGGAGUUCACUGAGGCCGAGAGCAACAUGAACGACCUGGUGUCCGAGUAUCAGCAGUACCAGGAGGCCACCGCUGAGGAGGAGGGAGAGUUUGAAGAAGAGGGUGAAGAAGAACUGGCCUGAGCAGCCAUCGUGUUCGUUUUCCUCCAACUCAACAGUUAAAACCGGGGGAAAUUUUUUGUUGUUGUUGCUCUGUUCAAGUUUAAAUACUUCAAAGUGAUUCACAUAGUUACUUGAGUUUAUGGAUUUUCUUGGGCCUACCUGUAGACCUGUUAAAAUGUUUAAAUGUUGUUUGGGAAAUAUUUUAAACCAGUAAAACUGACACUACUGGAUUCACAAAAAAAUGGCAUCAGCGCAACACUAGUUACUGAGCCCCUAAAGGGACAUGGAGGGGAAAAAAUAAACUUUUGCGAGAUCCUGCAAAAGUAUUGCAGGAUCUCGCAAUAGUUCUUUUUUUUCCCCCUCCUUGUCCUUUUAUGGGCUCUGUACUUUGUCCUCAUUUGGCCUGUCAUUUAUUUCAACAUUAUUCAAGAGUUUUUAUGCAUGUUGUAACUCCUCCAGUCAAAUCUGGCUCAUGUUGACUGUUUGCAUAACUUCAAAGCUGCUAGUUCUGUUUUUUUGACAGCUUCUGAGAUUAAAAUAUUUUCAAGGACAAAUAAAUAGUAGUUCCCUGAGCUGCAGUGCAAUUGAACUUGGCUUUACAGUUGCUCCUCUAUUCAUUACUGCUCACUGUUAAUAAAAUUCAAAUGAAGGUUUUUGACUUGGA